AUGGCCAAGAGACUUUUGCCAGAAGACGUGCAGCAAGAGAACGAAUUGCUUAAACGGCAGAGAGCGCAGCAGGCGGAGGCUGCAGAACAGAGCAACAUCGAUGCGCAGCUGUUGCAGGAGAAACCCGACGCUGAGGGAGCCUCGGGAGAUGAGGCCGAGGGUCUUGCCGCGGAUGAUGACGACGAGGAGAAAUACCACAGCAAGUAUCAUGAGCAAGACCACGACGGGACAGCAGCGGCCGCAGCUGCGGCCGCUGCGGUUUACGGCGGGCUGAUGAGCGCGGACGAGGCCGCGAGACACCAGCAACACGGGCAGGGCCACGACGCGGCGCUGGCUACGGACCACGCCAGUCACGAGGGCGAUGAAUCGCAACUGGAGCUCGACGCAGACUCAGAUGACCGCAAGCGUGGUAUUGGAAGGCGCGGUCGUAAGGCCGCGCCUGUUACCGGGUCCGCGGAAUGGAGGCAACAGCGCAAGGAUUCGCACAAAGAAGUAGAACGUCGCAGGCGUGAGAACAUCAACACUGCGAUUGUGCGGCUCAGCGACUUGUUGCCCGUGAAGGAAUCGAGCAAAGCGACCGUGCUUGCACGUGCUGCAGAGUAUAUCCAAAAGCUACGUGACACGGAGAACGCGAACAUUGAGAAAUGGACGCUGCAGAAGCUGCUGAGUGAGCAACAGGUGAGCACGCUCACCAAGGCCAACGAAACCAUGCAACUCGAGCUGGGUAACGCUUUCAAACAGAUCGAUAUCCUAAAACGUCAGCUCAAAAACGCGGGCGUGCCGCUCGACCCGGAGAUCUCUGGACUCGAGGCCGGCAACACCGAGGACAAAUGA
Lachancea mirantina is the source of this 834-nucleotide messenger RNA. Lineage: Eukaryota; Fungi; Ascomycota; Saccharomycetes; Saccharomycetales; Saccharomycetaceae. The record is from the annotation of a GenBank genome assembly.